Messenger RNA from Ochlerotatus camptorhynchus, 1425 nucleotides. Its product is annotated as zinc carboxypeptidase-like. The coding region runs from base 51 to 1313 and encodes 420 amino acids. Gene Ontology annotation, molecular function: metallocarboxypeptidase activity; zinc ion binding. Lineage: Eukaryota; Metazoa; Arthropoda; Insecta; Diptera; Culicidae. The transcript has 5 exons. The record is from RefSeq and is a predicted model, not a curated record. Gene Ontology annotation, biological process: proteolysis.
UAUUGUUUGAGAGCUAAUCAACUUAUUCGGUAUUAGGGUGUCUUACAAUCAUGAAGUGCGGGUCAUUGGCGCUGCUAUUGCUAGCCGUAGGCGUGUGUGGUACGUUCGGUGAUAAAGUACGAUUCGAUAACUACCGGCUGUAUGAAGUGUCUGUGAAGAAUGAAGAACAACUCAAAGUGCUACAGUAUCUGGAACAAUUUCCGGAUGGAUACUCAUUCUGGGAGUCACCCGUCCAGACCAACAUGAAUCUCAGAAUGGUUGUCCCACCGCACAAGUUUGGUGACUUUGAAGAAAUGAUGGAACGCUUCGAUAUGGAGAGUUCACUGAAGGUUAACAAUGUUCAGGAGUUGGUUGACAAUGAACGUCCUGAGCGUAGAAAGCGUGAGGGUUUCGGGUGGGACGACUACCACACUUUGGAUGAGAUGUACGCUUGGUUCGAUGAACUGGUUGCGCAAUACGGAAAUAUUCUAGAAAUUGAAUCCUACGGCUUUUCCUACGAAAAGCGAGAGAUGAAAGCUAUUAAGCUAUCCAAAAAAGCAGGCAAUCCUGGUAUCUUUUUGGAAUCGAAUAUUCACGCUCGCGAGUGGAUAACUUCGGCCACGGCUACGUGGAUCCUGAACCAACUGUUGACUUCGACUGACCCCGCCGUUCAGGAUCUGGCCGAUAACUACGACUGGUACAUUCUUCCAGUGAUCAACCCGGAUGGUUUUGCCUACACCAAGGAUGUAAACCGCAUGUGGCGCAAGAAUCGAUAUCCGCACACCAUUCUAUGCUACGGAACAGACAUGAACCGUAACUUCCCGGGCCAUUGGAUGGAGGGAGGUGCUUCCAGCGUUCCCUGCACCGAUACGUACGCCGGACCUGAGGCUGGCUCGGAAAUUGAAUCCCAAAACGUUAUGAACUAUUUCCUCAAGUACAAGGAUAGGAUCGAGCUCUACCUGUCAUUCCACUCCUACGGUCAGUACAUGCUCUUCCCAUUCGGUCACAACGGUGCUGAGAAGUCUGAUAACUAUUUCGACUGGAUGCAGAUGGGUGAAGCAGCUGCCAUUGCGCUUUAUGAGAAAUACAAAACCAAGUAUCAGAUUGGAACUACCGCUGAUGUUCUAUACAUCGCAUCUGGAUCGUCCCCUGAUUGGGCACAUGGCGUCGAAGGAGCUCCAAUUGGCGUGACGUACGAAUUCCGUGACCAGGGAAGCUAUGGAUUCAUCCUUCCGGCUGACCAAAUCAUUCCCAACGCGGAGGAGGUGCUGGACUCGUUGGUUGCUUUCUUCACCGAGGGAAAAUCACUGGGAUAUUUUCAAGCGCGACCAUGAGUGAAUGAUGGGUGCUUGCUGCAGUAGCAAAUGGUUGAUAGAUAAGAUUGACGCCUAUUAGCGCCUGCCAAAUGAUGGGUGCUUUUCAUAGCAAAUGUUUGUAAUAGAAAUU